Molecule: messenger RNA, 1874 nt
Organism: Manis pentadactyla (Chinese pangolin)
Lineage: Eukaryota; Metazoa; Chordata; Mammalia; Pholidota; Manidae
Gene: SAT2
Product: spermidine/spermine N1-acetyltransferase family member 2
Exons: 5
Coding region: 241-741 (166 amino acids)
Molecular function (GO): N-acetyltransferase activity
Source: RefSeq, a predicted model, not a curated record
UUUACGGGGCGGAGAGAUCCACCCGGCCUGCACCGCCUCGUCCGAUCAUUCCCACUUCCCCGCCGAAGCCUAGGCUGGGCUUCCGCCUCCCGGCCUGAGGCACCCGCACCGCACCGUUUCCCCCGGGCUUUCCGGGAUCCGAGUUUGUAGUGCCUUUAAAGGGUCCCAAUUGCCCUUUGCCGGGUUCUGCUGAACGGAAGUGGGGGUCCUGGACUUCGGUCUCAGACCGUGGUGAUUGAAAUGGCUUGCGUUCGGAUCCGAGAGGCCAUAGAGGAAGACUGUGGAACUAUCCUGAGGCUGAUUCGGGAACUAGCUGAGUACGAGAAACUCUCGGAUCAGGUGAAGAUAAGUGAAGAAGCCCUGAGAGCAGAUGGAUUUGGAAAGAAUCCUUUCUAUCACUGUUUGGUAGCAGAAGUUCUUCCUGCCCCCGGAGAGCCACAGGGGCCCUAUGUGGUGGGCUAUGGGCUGUACUACUUCAUCUAUAGCACAUGGAAGGGACGCAACGUUUAUCUGGAAGACAUCUACGUGCAGCCGGAAUAUUGGGGUAAUGGGCAGAGGCUGAGGCUGGACUGGGAGAAAAGCAACCCGGAGACCCAACCACUCCCUGUGCCCCCUAAGCCCAGCCUAUGGCCUUUUCUGAUCCCCAUCAACUCAAACAAUCUCUCUUUUUGCCUCUUUUUCCCACCAACAGGCCAGGGAGUUGGUUCUAAAAUAAUCAAAAAGGUGGCUGAGAGAAAGUGAGUGAUGACUUCUACCACAGGUGGCCCUGGAUAAGGGCUGCUCCCAGUUCCGCCUUGCAGUUCUGGACUGGAACAAGAGAGCCACGGACUUGUACAAGGCCCUAGGAGCCCAAGAUCUGACUGAAGCUGAGGGCUGGCACUCCUUUCGCUUCGAAGGAGAAGCGAUGAGGAAAUUAGCAGGAAAAUGAUGCCAUCCCUCUAAGGAUCUGUCUGUCUGAGCUUCUCCUUCCCCACCAACUCAAGAACUCCUUAGAGACUGUCUGUACUGACAAAGGGCUCUCUGAAGGAAGGAGGGUUAAGAAUGAUUAUUCCCCAAAUAUGGAAAGAGCAGAAUUGAGGGAGAGGCCUUCCCACCUCCUUGUUGAGGGUGAACAAUAAACAAGAAUUAUUAUGUCCUGAUGUGUUGAGUAGAGCAGUUGAUACUGAGAUAAGCAUCAGCUACUUUAUGGUGCUUCCUGAGUGUUCUGGUCAGUGGAUGUUGCUCCUAAGGGUAAAGGUGAGCCCAGGAUGACUUUCACUCUCAGUAGGCUAGAAUCUUGGCUCUGGCUGGUGGAAUUUAAAGAGCAGCGAGAGGCCAGCUUGGCACAUCAGGCCUAUUGGUCAGGUUUGGGACCCAGACAAAGGCCUCCAAUGUUUGGACUUAGUUAUUCCCAGAUCCAUGAUUGAGGCGGGCCUGCCACCUCCAAAGAUGGAGCAGGCUGUCAUCUGUUGAUGGCAUUUCAGGGGCACUGGGAAUGACCACUUGCCCCAAAUCAGCUCAGUUAGCUAGUACUUUUCAAACACUACAAAGUUAUAAAGUCUUUAUUUUCAGUUCUGCAAAACUAAAACAAACUUUCAGGACCCAUGGCAACAAGUAGGGAAACGGGCUCAUUUCCUACUUUCAUAGUAUUUUGUUACUCAAGUAAUGCAAGUCUGUUGUAGAAAAAUCAGGCAGUACUUAUAAAAUAGAAUCAAUAGUCUUACACAACUCCUAUGUUAACCUUUGGUAUCAAUUCUCUGCAUUUUUUUCAAUGUACAUGUAUAUAUAAUUGAGUAGGGGCUCAUGGAAUGAUACUCUUUUGUAACCUGUUUUUUUCAUUUAACAGUUUAUCAGAAACACCAUCCCAUGCUAUUAAACAUACAUUUGUCAUCACU